CCAUCUUUCUCAUAACUGCUCCCUCUCUCUCUCUUUCUCUCAACUUUCCCUCUCUAUAUGUACAGGUAUCGUUGCUUGUAUAGUUCCGUUUGUGCUUGAAGAGGAAUUUUUGGGGAUUUCAUCAAAUGUCGUGUGUUGCGAUCUACGACUCGCCGGAAUCGGCUAGGUUUUCCUCAGGAGAUCGGCGGUUUCUGGCGCCGAAGAGUUUACUAGGACAGAGAGAAGAUGCCGAGGUUCAGAGUUCGUCAUCUUCAUCGUCGAUUGGGAGGAAUAGUGAUGUCUCGUCGGCCAGAGGCUCGGUGGACGGUGAUCAGAAUAACGGGGAUGGUGAGGAGGUGCAGAGCGAGUUCAAAGGACCGUUGGGUAGUUUGGAUGCUUUGGAGGAAGUUUUGCCUAUCAAGAGAGGCAUAUCAAACUUCUACUGUGGCAAAUCAAAGUCUUUUACGAGUCUAGCAGACACUGCAUCUUGUUCCACCAUCAAAGAUAUUGUUAAGCCAGUAAAUGCUUAUACUAGGAAACGCAAGAACUUGCUAGCUUACAGUAAUUUCUUCGACAAGAAUCGUAAUCACCUUUCAAGAAGUAAUAGCGGUGGAAUAUCAAAGAGACCUGUCAACUCUAGUAGAAGUACAUUGGCUCUUGCAGUAACCAUGAGUAGUCCUGAGAGCGCUAGUAACAGCGAAAGCUCCAAUUCACACUUAUUGCUGCCUAAUACGUGUCUUCCUCCUCUGCCCCCACACAGUAGAAGAUCACCUGACAAAGAAUCAUCUCCAUCACCGCCAGCACGAAGUUUCUCCCCAUGGCGAUCUUUCUCUCUAUCUGAUCUGCAAUGUGCCGUUGGGGCAACUCCCAGCAUCACUGGCUUAGUGAUUAAUAACCAAGUCAAGGAGGAGAACAUUCAUUGA
This is a messenger RNA of Ilex paraguariensis (yerba mate), 902 nucleotides long. NCBI's taxonomy places the organism in Eukaryota, Viridiplantae, Streptophyta, Magnoliopsida, Aquifoliales, Aquifoliaceae. The record is from the annotation of a GenBank genome assembly.